Messenger RNA from Anisakis simplex (herring worm), 288 nucleotides. The record is from the annotation of a GenBank genome assembly. Lineage: Eukaryota; Metazoa; Nematoda; Chromadorea; Rhabditida; Anisakidae.
AUGUUGCCUGGUGCUGCUGCAUGCAAGAGAAUGCAGCAGCAGCAGCAGCAGCAGCACCAGGCAUUCUCUCGAGAAGCAUACGAAGACAGGAUGAGCAACAAACACCACUGGGAUAUUGCUGGUGCUACUGGUGGUGCAACUAGCUGGCUGUAUGACAGAGUUAGCAGCUAUCGUGGUGAGAGAUCGAGAAGGCAAGUGGCUAGGAUUCGGGCCGGGCCGGGCCGGGCAGGACAGGGCAGGGCCGUGGCAAUCGAGCAGCCAGCCAGCCAGCCGUCUUUGUGGAAGUGA